AUGACAGACGCCAACUUCCACAUCACCACCCCGCGCCUCUACCUCACCCGCCUCCUCCCCACCAACCUCUCCCACUGCGCCUUCAUCGUCGCCCUCUACAACACACCCGAAUUCAUCGCCUCCAUCGGCGGCAAGCCGACUUCCAUCACCACCCCGGAAGCCGCGCGCAAACUCAUCGAGAACCGCUUCGACGCCGAGCACGCCCGCAACGGAUACGGCACCUACCUGGUCUCGCUCAAGCCACCCACCGCCGACGGGACAGACGAAGAAGAAAACAGGGCCAGCAGCACGCCCAUCGGCACCGUGUCGCUCUCGCGCGGACUCCCACCAGACGCGUACGCUGCACCGGACCUGGGCUUCGCGAUCCUGCCAGAUUACACGCGGAAGGGCUAUGCGCGGGAAGCCGCUGCCGGGCUGCUGGAAUGGGCGGGGCGUGAGCGCGGCGUCAGCGCCGUGCUCGGGCUGUUCGACCCGGCCAACGAGGCGUCCAAGGGCGUAUUCAGGAGUCUCGGGUUCGAGGAUCGCGGGAAGCGGAAGCUGCGGGUGUUUGGGGGCGUGGAGGGGGCGGUGUGGGCGCGCAGCGGGAUGGAGGGGGAUUUGGGAGUUUAUGGGCUUUGA
Molecule: messenger RNA, 618 nt
Organism: Lasiodiplodia theobromae
Lineage: Eukaryota; Fungi; Ascomycota; Dothideomycetes; Botryosphaeriales; Botryosphaeriaceae
Product: Acyl-CoA N-acyltransferase
Exons: 1
Coding region: 1-618 (205 amino acids)
Molecular function (GO): acyltransferase activity, transferring groups other than amino-acyl groups
Source: RefSeq, a predicted model, not a curated record